AUGUUCUACCGGAAUGUGGUGUCGAACUUCUCUAAUGAUGACUUCAUUAAAACAACAGUCAACUUCGGUUUCAAAGACACUCCUAACGCAAGUAAUGGCCCAGGAAAAACUGCUUUGCACCUAGCUGCUGAAGCUGGAGAAGUGUCGGGAGUGCUACAACUCCUAUCUCCUCCUCCAAUCCCUAGCUGCACUCCUAACCAGGAUAAUGCGAAUGCUUUGCAUCACUAUGUCUUACAAGUUAGAAGACCCUCUGCCCCACUUGGUGAAGGCACUCGGACUCGAGUAAAAUUUGGUGGAGAAUCAUUCGUGUUUCAAGGACUAUCGAUUUUCUUCCAUCGCGAAUUAUCCAAAGUAUUGCCCAAAAUGCCUGUAUCGCUAUGGAUAAAUGAAUAUGAAUUCCAUUUUAAAAAGGCUCCAAUGAUAGACUGUUUCAUUGUGGAAGAACUAGAUUUCUUCCAUCAAUACGUAUUCGUGGACUUAUCAGAGUUGUACGAUGAACCUUUGCGUGCAUUUAGUGUGCAUAACGGAUGCCCCAUUUACCAUGUGGUGCCACGCUUUGUAUCUGAAAGAGGUGGCUGCCGGCAACUACUCCCUAUGAGCGAAGUCAUUCGUUAUAUCUGCGAUUUUUUCAAACCGUUGGUGACCGACGAUGAAUAUGAACGCGUGGAAAACUGCACGGAUGCGGAAUUUGCGAAAGUACUUUUGUCCAAGAAAUUUCAGCUAGCCACAAAUCCCAAAAAGAGACCUUUAACUAUCCGUUUUGAUAACAUCAAGAGAAUGAAUAAUGGUAUUGGGCUUGGUAUAGGGCAUAAGACAUCACCACGUAUUGCUUAUGCUAAUCUCAAGAAUCCUGAGCUAGUAGAAGCACAGCGUCGUUUGAGCAAACUGCGCCGCCGCCAACGUCUAGAUCUCAAAAUUGGUCUCUGA
Cylicocyclus nassatus is the source of this 927-nucleotide messenger RNA. NCBI's taxonomy places the organism in Eukaryota, Metazoa, Nematoda, Chromadorea, Rhabditida, Strongylidae. The record is from the annotation of a GenBank genome assembly.